AUGGCGAAGAAAACUGAUCAAAGUGAAAAAAAACGCAAUGACCCUGUUAAGUUCUCGAAGCACUGGUGUAUCUACCGGAUUCCUAGCAAACUCCGGAAUGUAAAAGAUGAAGCUUACACUCCCCAAUUGAUUUCAAUAGGCCCCUUCCACCAUGGCAAUCCGAAACUGGCGGACAUGGAAAGCCAUAAAAAGAAAUAUUAUGAGAAUUUCUGCCAGCGAACUUCGAGGAAAAAAGAGGAACUAGAAACUUUCAUCCGUGAGAAAGAAGAUGACAUUCUUCGUUGUUAUGCAGGGUCCAUUGAGCCUGAUAUUGACUUUGUGAAGAGAUUGAGAAAACCGAAAAGUAUAUACGACGUAAGAAAGCUGAAGGAAGCAGGGGUGAAGUUUAGGCCAAAUGAAGGUAGUGAACGCUUCGUCAUAAAAAGAGGUGAGGACCACAAAUGUAAUUUCAAAAUGGCAUGUUUUAGAAAUAUGAACUUGAAGCUUACAAAAUUUUGGGCAAGGUAUGAGGUAGAAUGCGUCAUUCGAAACGUGAUGGCCUUGGAGCAGUUUUUGUACCCAAAGAAGGCUUAUGUUUGCAGUUACUUUUUGAUGCUGGAUCAGCUUGUGGAUACUGUGGAAGAUGUGAAUGCGCUGAUUGAAAGCGAAGUUAUAGUUAACUUGCUAGGCAGCAGCAACGCAGUUGCGAAGCUGAUUAAUUCACUUUGUGAGCAGACUAUGGAUGAUAGAUCCUGCUAUGAAGAUAUCUGUAAACAGCUUAACGAGCACUACAAGAUCAGCUUCUGCAACCGUAACAUUUCGAUCCUGAAACGAGUUUACUUCAAGGAUCUUUGGACGGGCAGUUCAACUAUAGUUGGACUCUUUGUGCUGUUUUUCUCCAUCAUUGGAACCAUUAAGUCUCUCAUGUAG
Messenger RNA from Prunus persica (peach), 909 nucleotides. RefSeq lists its product as uncharacterized. Lineage: Eukaryota; Viridiplantae; Streptophyta; Magnoliopsida; Rosales; Rosaceae. The transcript is spliced from 2 exons. The record is from RefSeq and is a predicted model, not a curated record. The coding region runs from base 1 to 909 and encodes 302 amino acids.